UUGGAGACCCUGAGCCGGAACCCAUGUAGACCCAUAUGAUACGGAGUCUCUCGCCGGUUCUCAUGGUGAAAGCAUGCCGUUGUGAACGAAAAUUGUGUCGUCCAAAACAUUCUCUGCAUUCCAGACUGCGUAACUUUCAUUAGAGUACUCGUGCCCCUUACCGGUCGACGCGAAACACAAUCUGUCUUCAAACGGAAGUUUCCACCGGAGCGUGAGCGCAUGCGCUACUACCCACCCGGCUUUCCUUCGCAUUCAACUGCUGUCUUUGGAUGAAUCCCAUUGUGACGAGCACCAACCAGCGCAGGAGCGUCAAAUCACCAACGGCCGUCACGAAACACCACGGAAGGAGGACCGGAACCAUCGUGGAGGAACCCGUGGACACACGACGCGCCCAUCGAAAGCUUCCAAACUUCACAGAGAGGGCAGGUCUUGGCUUCCGCUGCAGGCGUGCUCUCAAAUACCCUAUAAACGCCACGUUGGAGCAUGGGUGGUGUAACAUCUCUUGGCGUAACGCGACGUUACAGCUUCGAGUAUUUCCUUUCGGAUAACCUGACUCAACACUGCACUGCACUGUGACUUCCAACGCGCGUGACAAGUAACUGAAACCAUGGCGGGGAAUUCCUGGGAGUGCCUAGUCCAUCAUAUAGAUGGGCUGUUCGAGUGCGCAGUUUGCAAAAAGCAGCUCACUCAUAGAAGUUUCCUCAAUGGACAUAUCAGAAUUCAUACAGGGGAGAAGCCUUUCGAGUGCGUAGUUUGCAACAAGACGUUUAAUCGAGGUAGUCACCUUCGAUCUCAUCUAAUAACUCAUACAGGAGAGAAGCCAUUCGAGUGCACAAUUUGCUGUAAGAAGUUCAGUAGAAGUGGCACACUCCGAAUACAUCUUAGAACCCACACAGGGGAGAAGUCAUUCGAGUGCGCAGUUUGCAAUAAGAAGUUCAACAAAACUGGUAACCUUCAAACUCAUCUUAGAACUCAUACUGGAGAGAAGCCUUACGAGUGCGCAGUUUGCAACAAGAAGUUCAAUCAAGCCGGUAACCUUCGAUCUCAUGUCAGAACUCAUACAGGGGAGAAGCCAGUCGAGUGCACAGUCUGCAAAGGGAAGUUCAGUAGUUUACGUAAUCUCCAAGCUCAUCUUAAUACCCACACAGGGGAGAAGCCUUUCGAGUGUUCAGAUUGCAACAAGAAGUUUAGUUCUACACAAGGUCUCAGAUAUCAUCUAAGAACCCAUUUAGGGGAGAAGCCAUUCGAGUGCACAGUUUGCAAAAGGAAGUUAAGUAGUUUACAAAAUCUCCGAUCUCAUCUUUAUACCCACACAGGGUACAAGCCUUUCGAGUGCUCAGUUUGCAACAAGAUGUUUCGUCGAGCUAGAGAUGUUCGAAUUCAUCUUAGAACCCACACGGGAGAGACGCUCGAAUGUACAGUUUGCAGAAAGAAAUUUAGUCGAGAAGACAGUCUUAAAACCCAUCUUAAAACCCACACAUCGAAGGAAAAAGAAGCGGAGUGAAGCAGAUAUCCUUUGGAAACAUCUGUGAAGUCACAGUGGCUGUGUCAUCCACAGUAAAGACAAAAGAAUUAAAGCUGAGAAAACUUCGAACCUAGUUGAGAAGGUUUUCAACAGAGAGACUGACCGCAUGUGCUUUGUUCCUAGAUUAACGUGGAAUAGUUUUAAAUUUCAGUGGGGUCAAAUGCCGCCUCGUCUCUUUAAAUGCACUAUUUGAAUUAUUAUUUUUAAUUUAGGUCUUUGGUUUGUUGAAUUUUGACUUUUCUUGUCACGUUUGACCAGGUGUUCGCCUUAUAUUGUGCCAUCUGUUUCUUUGACACUAAUCAAGUAUUAAAUAUAAUGUAAAAGCAGUCGAA
Thrips palmi is the source of this 1857-nucleotide messenger RNA. RefSeq names its product gastrula zinc finger protein XlCGF7.1-like. The record is from RefSeq and is a predicted model, not a curated record. Gene Ontology annotation, cellular component: nucleus. Gene Ontology annotation, biological process: regulation of transcription by RNA polymerase II. NCBI's taxonomy places the organism in Eukaryota, Metazoa, Arthropoda, Insecta, Thysanoptera, Thripidae. Bases 608 to 1504 code for a protein of 298 amino acids. The transcript has 4 exons. Gene Ontology annotation, molecular function: DNA-binding transcription factor activity, RNA polymerase II-specific; RNA polymerase II cis-regulatory region sequence-specific DNA binding.